CCGUAACCUAAUCCAUAUUCUACUGUUUGAACCAAGCACACGUAAAUAACCUUAUUUCUUCUUUCAGAAAAUUUAAGUAUUACUAAUAUAUAUUGAUUUCUCCGGGAAAAAUCUGGAAAGACAUUUGUGUAUCAGUGGAUCAUUGAUCUGGAUUAGGUUUCGGAUUUUCUAUUAGUGAUUUAACUGGAUUUUCCGGUUGUCGAUUUCUGUUGUGAACAGUGUUAAUUAACUUCGUUUGAUAUCAAGUUUCUGAAAUUCGCUGAAAUUACAUCUGAGAGUUGAGAUUUCACGUGAAAUUUCAGCAUUUUAUUUGCUUUUUCGAGUUUAGAAAAUGGUUGGAGGUGGAAAUAGAAUGGAUGAAGGAUCGUUCACAGUGAGCAACAGCAAUGUUUUUGCUGUGCUGGAGAGAAAGAAGAAGAGGUCUGACAAAGGGAAGGUCUCUGCAAAGAGCAGUAAGAGUGGGUUGAAAGCUGGGGCUGGGAAAUCAAAAGAACCGGAGGAGAAGCCUCAGGUAUUUUUUGCUCCAGCUCCUUUGACUGUGAAGUCGUGGGCUGACGUUGAUGACGAGGAUGAUGAUGAUUACUAUGCCACCAAUGCUCCACCCCAGUCUGUUUGGGGUGUUUCGGGGUCGAGUAAACCUGAAGAGAAUCAGAAACCGGACCCUGUGGAGGAAAGCGAGAGUGAAGAUGAUAUUCUUGAUGAAGGUGACGACGACAUGGAAGAAGAGCACGAUCAUGAACCAGUGGUGGAAGAACAUCCUGAGCCAGUAGUUAAAAAGUCUGUAGAUGCUUCCCCCGCAAAUAAAGAGGUAGAUAAACAAAUUUCCAAGAAAGAGAGAAGAAAAAAGGAGCUUGCUGAGCUGGAGGCCAUUUUGGCUGAAAUUGGAGUUGCCCCAAAAGAGAAAGCCAUAGAUGAGUCAUCUGAUAUUUCGCAAGAGAAGAGAGAGGGACAGAUGAAUGGAGAUAUAGAAAACAAGGAUAAUGUCCAUGCAGAAUCCAAGAGUUCAAAGAAGAAGAAAAAGAAGGAUAAAGCUUCAAAAGAGGUGAAGGAAAGCCAGGAUCAGUCCAGCAGCUCAGAUGUUCUUAACGGACAGGAGGAAACCACUGAAACCGAACAAGUGAAACAUGAUGCUUCUGCCGUCAAUGUGAAGGAUCGACUAAAGAAGGCCGCUUCUGCUAAGAAGAAGAAAUCUAAUAAGGAGAUGGAUGCUGCUGCCAAAGCUGCUGCUGUGGAGGCUGCUGCAAGGAGUGCAAAACUUGCCGCUGCUAAGAAGAAAGAGAAGAACCAUUACAAUCAGCAGCCUUUGCGGUAAAGAGCACAGCAUUGGAGUAACAUAUAAAUCGAGAUGGUUAUUUAAUUGUUCAUUUACCCAUGUGCAAUAAACUUUGAUCUCAGCGUCUUUGUCUUGAUAACAUGUUCCCAGACGGUUUUGCUCAGUGAAUAUUUGUUUUUAACUUGGUACUUCAACAGACUUCAUAUAUUAGUUUGUAUGAAAUAGUACUCUUUUGCAAUGAUCA
This is a messenger RNA of Olea europaea var. sylvestris, 1517 nucleotides long. RefSeq names its product eukaryotic translation initiation factor 3 subunit J-A-like. The transcript is spliced from 3 exons. NCBI's taxonomy places the organism in Eukaryota, Viridiplantae, Streptophyta, Magnoliopsida, Lamiales, Oleaceae. The record is from RefSeq and is a predicted model, not a curated record. The coding region runs from base 332 to 1312 and encodes 326 amino acids.